Messenger RNA from Calidris pugnax (ruff), 5324 nucleotides. RefSeq names its product G protein-coupled receptor 63 (gene GPR63). Lineage: Eukaryota; Metazoa; Chordata; Aves; Charadriiformes; Scolopacidae. Gene Ontology annotation, molecular function: G protein-coupled receptor activity. The record is from RefSeq and is a predicted model, not a curated record. Gene Ontology annotation, cellular component: membrane. The coding region runs from base 311 to 1570 and encodes 419 amino acids. The transcript has 3 exons. Gene Ontology annotation, biological process: G protein-coupled receptor signaling pathway.
AGGUUAUUUAGAAAGAGAAUACUUUGCUGAACAGACCAGCACAAGAUGACUUAUGAUUCUUACACUUCAUGGGAGCCUGUCUGGAUCGUCCCUGCAGAACGCUACAGCUUCCUUCCCUCUUCAGUAUUCUUGGCUUGCGGAGUCAUAAACCUUGGUGGAACUUCGGAUGGAAAUACUGACAUGACUUUAAGAACUUUGACGCUUUCAGACAUUGAAUUUUGAUUUGUUAAAUGACCAGGAAUAAGAUACUGCCUGAACAAGAUGAAAUGCCUUGAAGACCUUUGGUUCUGCUUUCAUUUCUCCUGAAGCAAUGGUUUUCUCAGCAAUGUUGACGCUGGCCCACUCUGGGACCUCAAAUGCUACUUUUAUUGUUUAUGAAAAUGCCUAUACGAAUUUUACCACUCCACAGUUCUUGCUUCGUAGUGGCACGACGCAGCCAUUGAGAUAUAGUUCGGGUGCUGUGCUCACCACCGAGAGAAGUACUUUUCUGGUAAACACUACAGCUAUCCUGCCAUCGCAAGAAGUUUUCAGGAGCUUGAGUUUGCCACUCCAGAUCAUUCUUUCUGCUGCUAUGAUAUUUAUCCUGUUGGUUUCUUUCCUUGGAAACUUUGUGGUCUGCCUCAUGGUCUACCAGAAGGCAGCUAUGCGAUCUGCAAUUAACAUCCUCUUAGCGAGCCUGGCUUUCGCAGACAUGCUGCUGGCAGUGCUGAACAUGCCUUUUGCUCUAGUAACAAUCAUUACCACCCGGUGGAUUUUUGGGGAUAUAUUUUGCAGAGUCUCUGCCAUGUUCUUCUGGCUUUUUGUCAUAGAGGGGGUAGCCAUUCUUCUUAUUAUUAGCAUUGACCGAUUUCUUAUCAUAGUUCAGAGGCAAGAUAAACUGAACCCUUAUCGUGCAAAGAUUCUCAUUGUGAUUUCCUGGGCGGCAUCCUUUGUUGUUGCUUUUCCGUUAUCAGUAGGGAAUCCUAACCUGCAGGUACCCUCGAGAGCACCUCAGUGUGUUUUUGGCUACUCUACAAGCCCAGGUUACCGAGCCUACGUGAUAGUUAUCUUGCUAAUUUCUUUUUUUAUUCCGUUCCUGGUAAUGCUGUAUUCUUUUAUGGGCAUACUCAACACGGUCCGCCACAACGCAGUUCGUAUCCACAGCCACCCUGAUAGCAUAUGCCUCAGCCAGGCCAGCAAACUCGGUCUCAUGAGCUUACAGAGACCUUUCCAGAUGAAUAUUGAUAUGAGCUUUAAAACUCGUGCCUUCACAACCAUCUUGAUUUUGUUCCUUGUCUUCAUAGUCUGUUGGGCGCCCUUCACCACGUACAGCCUUAUUGCCACAUUCAACAGCCACUUCUACUACAAGCACAACUUUUUCGAGAUAAGCACUUGGCUCCUUUGGCUCUGCUACCUCAAGUCUGCACUGAACCCACUGAUUUACUACUGGAGGAUUAAGAAGUUUCAUGAUGCAUGCUUGGACUUGAUGCCCAAAUACUUCAAGUUUUUGCCCCAGCUUCCUGGCCACACCAGGCGGCGCAUCCGACCCAGCGCCAUCUACGUGUGCGGGGAGCAUCGGUCGGUGGUCUGAAGCUGUGGUUGCUUGACAAUGAUUGUUAUUUCCUGGGAUUGUUUGUUUUUUAGGCUUUAGGUUGAAUUUUGUUUUGUUUAAUAUGGCUUUUUCCAUGUGGCCAUAUCUUAUAACUUGAUUAAAUUUUCCAGUUCUCUGUGCAAUUUUCGGGAGGAGAGAUAAAGGGAGGGAAAGUUGGUUACCGUUGGGUUUACUACCAGAAUACAAUGUAAAAACAAAAUAACAAAUGUUACCUCUAGGAUUCCAUGGAAAUCCAUUGUUUUAAAUGAGAAAAACCUACAUUUGUAACAUUUUGUCAGGUUUAUGCUUACUAGGCCUACAAUUGCAUCUAAUUGUAGGGACUUUUUAUGCUGCUAAGAUACAGUAUAUUGAGUUGGUGUAAUUUUUCUGAAAAAUGUUGCUGCUGUUUGCCAAUAUAUUAGAGCCAAAAAGUCUCGUUAGGUUACUUCUAUUUAAUUUAAACAAUAUUUCAGAAGUUUUCAUGGUGACACUAGAAAACUUUUUUCUUCUUCUUUUUUUUUUUUUUAGUAUUUCCAUUAAUAUUUUUGUGCACUUUACAAAAUUUACGAUGGAAUUUGUUCAUUGGAAUAUUUUGUUCUAUAUUGAAGGGGUGUUAUUAUUAUUUGUUAUAUCAGUGAAUUUCAAUGAAAGACCCGUGUAAGCUCUAGGAGGGCAAUUUCUGUUGGUAUAGCUACACAUACAGGCAUAGGUUUUCUGUUUUUCUAAAAAUUGAUCAAAAGUAACAUUAACUGCUCAGUUAACGGGGAAGUUGGAGGGAGAAAAGGGAGGAAUGAAGGGAAAGAAAGCAACGAAAAUACCACAACCUCAGGUUUAGGCUAACAUGAGAUUUAGGAAAAUAGAGUGAAAAUUGUUACAGGGGGGAAAGGGUGGCUGUAGUUUAUUUUAGGCUGUUACAAGCUGGCCAGACCUGAGGGUGUGCCUGAGAACCUCUCUGGAAUUGUAACUUUGGGCCUUCAAUUUACACUGUAUUGGUGUCACACUGUUUCUGCUUGGAGCUCAUCUAAGGCUGUGCACUCUACGCUGCUGAAAUCGUGCAGUCAGGCAUUCGUUGGGGUAGAACUAGAAAUAGUAGGGAAACCAGCAAACAAAUAGCACGUGAACCAUAGCUGAGGCUAGGACUUAGUCUACACAGUAAUGACUAAGGAAAUGACUUAGCUUGUUUUCCAGUUUAAGUAUUAGACUGAAACCAUAAAAUGAUAAUAAUGAAUAACAGUUGGCCAGUGGAGUUUGCUGGGGAUGCAAGUUCAAUUCCCCUUUUCCCUCCAAUACCACUUCACAUUGAUUCUUUUUUUUUCUUUCUUUUGUUGCCCUGUUUCCUCUGUAGGAACUGCCUCCGGCAGUUACUCUGCUGCCCUCAUCUACUGAGCUUCAGCUUCUCCCUGAAAUGCCAGACCACCUUUCUCAUUAAUGUCAGGCUGUCAUGGUACCUGCCUACAAAGCAGAAAGGCAAAGGUUUUCCUUGAUGAUAGCAAUCUAGACUGAGGGGUUUAUUUUAUUUUAUUUUUAAUCAGCUAAAUAAAUAUUCAGUGUGAGGUAAAUAAAAUAAGACUUAGAUUUGGGCUUUGAAGUGAGAUCCCCAGUUGCUCUGAGGCUUCCAUCUCUCUUUCAGUACCCCAAGGCUUGGGGACCUCUUCAUUGUUCUUGUACCCAAGGAACAGAUAAUGGCAAUUUUAUCUAUUUCUGCAUAAAUAUUGAAGUGAGGGUAUGAAGGAAACGCCCCGUACUGUGUGGAUGCCCAGAUGCUGCUUGCUUCCUGAGGCCAACUGAACAUUUACACCCCAGAUUUUAUUUAGCUCUUCAGUGAAGAACUAAUUUGACAGUUCUUUCUUGUUCUUAUAGACACAUAUCGGUAAAAGUGAUGGCAAUAGUUAAAUUUCAGGAGUAUAAAAGCAACAACUGUGAUUUUAGUAAUUUCUUUUUAAAAAAAAAACAAGACUGAUAAGCUGAGGUUGUGGGUUACAUGUAGAGGCACCCAGGCGGUGGUGACGUUAUUGAUGUCCCUGCUUUUCUGUUCCUUAUCAACUUCACUGCUGACAGUGUGGAUUUUUCUGAUCAAAUUGACGGGCAGUAAAGGAGUUGUGCUGCAAAACAGAGUGUUUUAGUGUGUCUUUGCAGUAUAUAGCUUUUAUUUCUCAAUUACAUUUACAUUGAUAGCGGAAGUUUAUGACCUGGUUAGUAUGGAUUUUCUGUUCCAGAGCUGUCGUGCCUGUUUAUCUCUGAAAGCAGCACAAUUGUGCUUAGAGCUUAUGUAAUAGAGUGAGAGUAUACACUGUCUAAGAUGGCAGGAACAGGUAUUUUUGCUGUCUUCCAGAGCUAUAAUGUGAGAGGUUUGAAUGAAUGUCGUAAAACAUAACUCAAGAGGGAAAGAAGAUGAGUAAUACAGGAAAGUCGGUGAAAUUGCUUUCUUGAAGGGGGAAGGGAAAAGGUUUUGUGAGGAUUUCGUAAGCUCUGUCUGAUAAGUACUGGCUGAGAAGUAGAAAUUGCAAACAUCAAAGAAAGUUAAUUUGUCUUGAUAAUUUAUUGUUUGUUUACACUGUCUGGAACAGAGAUUCUGCUCAGAGCUGUGUCUGCUGAUGCUCCGAGAAAAGAAAUGCAAAUUGUGUGGCCCAAAUUCUGAGGUGAAUUAACGUGGCACUUCCCCAGGUUUUGGAGUUGAUCAGUGGUGUUCCAAAAAAAGAAAAAAAAGGCAGCAUAGAAAUAUCCCCAGGGUACUGAUGUGUUUACAGAACCAUUUGGCCUAUUGUGUUUAAUAUCCUGUCUUUAGAGCAGUGCCUUGAUAAUUACAGCUGAAGUCCUAGGACCAAGUUGAACCCCCUAAACUGCUCAGUCUGCGAUCCUGCCAAGAUCAGCAGAACCUUGCUAAUGUUUGUAAUGCUAAAACACCCACGUGUGGGCAGGAUUGGGGCUCCUGAGGACUUUAGUGGGCUUGACCUUGACCAAGACCAAGGAUUUUAAAAACUGAAAUUGAUCUGUCUUCAUUCUACUGGGGAAUUAUGAUUUUCUUCCUCUCUAGAAAUGAUACUUGUUACUGAUCUGUAUUCCCUCAUGUUACAUUUCCAGAGAUCUUUGGUAUGGAGGAUUGAAAUGAAUGUAUUUUGAAUUACGUUGCAUUUUAAUUCAUUCUGUCGAAGCAUGCUGCUUACAUAAAUCUCAUUUGUACAAAUCUAUUGCUAAAAUGAUUCUUUUGUGCUCAGUUGUGUAUUUUUGACACUUCUUGUUACUCACGUAAAAAUAUUUAUGUAUAUAGAGAAGAAAAUUGUUUUGCCUCUUACUGCUUUCGGUUACUUUUUUUUUUUCCACUUGUAUGGUUAAUGUUUGCAUAUUUUCUUUCAUUUGGGCAUAUGCAUAAACAGCAGCCAGGUUUCAGUGGUCUUUCUGCAAUCAUCUGAGAUUUUUUAAUUCUCAAAUCAUUAAAAAAUGCCCUCCUUGAAAGAUAUUUUGAUUUAUUUUUGUGUGAAGAAUAAAACUCAGAGCACAAGUUUGUUGCAGUUGGAAUAGUGAGGAAUUUCUUAAGCCCAGGAGCCACUACUUUGCCAUUAUGAACUGGUUUGAUUUUUUUCUUUUUUUUUUUUUUUGAGGAAUAGUCAUAUUCUGAUGUGGAGAAACCUUGAAUUACUGUUUUUAAAAAAGCUGUUGAGUAGAAUGGCAUUGUCUUUUCUGUACAUAUUACACCUGUGAAAAUACCUGAGAAACAAACAAAACAAAAAAAAUAAACAUGAACGUUCUCCAAAAA